AUGGCUUCUUCCUACAAGAGAUACCAAAUCAGAAAACGAAACCCUAACCCCAAAACCUCCGUCUUGUUAGUAAUCGAUAUGCAGAACCACUUCUCCUCCAUCGCCAAACCAAUAAUCCCAUCAAUCACGACAACCAUCAAUACCUGCCGCCGUGCUUCCAUCCCAGUCAUCUUCACUCGCCACUGCCACAAGUCCCCUGCCGAUCACGCCAUGCUUGGGGAGUGGUGGGGCAACGAUCUGAUCAUCGAUGGAACACCGGAUUCCGAGUUGAUGCCGGAGAUUGGGCGGCGGGAGGAGGAAUUGGUUGUGGAGAAGAACACAUAUAGUGGGUUUAGAGGAACGCAGCUGGAGGAUCGGCUGAAGGAUAUGGGAGUGGAGGAGGUGAUCGUGACAGGGGUGAUGACGAAUCUGUGCUGUGAAACGACGGCGAGGGAAGCUUUUGUGAGAGGGUUUAGGGUGUUUUUCUCAACGGAUGCUACGGCUACUUCGUCGGAGGAGCUGCAUCAGGCGACGUUGAUGAAUAUGGCUUACGGGUUUGCCUAUCUGGUUGAUUGUAAAACCCUUCAAACUGCUUUUUUUUCGUAA
Lactuca virosa is the source of this 585-nucleotide messenger RNA. The record is from the annotation of a GenBank genome assembly. NCBI's taxonomy places the organism in Eukaryota, Viridiplantae, Streptophyta, Magnoliopsida, Asterales, Asteraceae.